CUUACGAUAUACUACACUGAGGGGUAAGAGGGUUUAAGUUCAAUGGAAACGGUGCUUCCUCGCGUUGGCCUCGGCCUCUGCACUCCGCGCCCAAUCCACCCUUCCCGAAAGCCCAACAAACUCCGUUCCUCCUCCGCCUCCCGCGGCGGCGGCUCCCUAUCUGCUACCUGUGCCACCAGCAAAUGGGCGGAGCGCCUCAUUUCCGACUUCCAAUUCCUCGGCGACGCCACCUCGAGCGCCGCCGCCCUGAGCCCAUCCAUCCCGCCGCGACUCGACCCUCCCGAGCGCUACGUGUCGAUCCCGCUCGACCUUUACCGCGUCCUCGGCGCCGAAUCGCACUUCCUCGGCGACGGCAUUCGCAGGGCCUACGAAUCCAAAUUCUCGAAGCCUCCACAGUACGCGUUCAGCAACGACGCUUUAAUAAGCCGCCGCCAAAUCCUCCAAGCCGCGUGCGAAACCCUAGCCGACCCUGCUUCUAGAAGAGAGUACAACCAGAGCCUCCUCGACGACGAGGACAACGCCAUUCUCACUCAAAUCCCCUUCGACAAGGUUCCUGGAGCGUUGUGCGCGUUGCAGGAAGCUGGAGAGACGGAGCUUGUGCUGGAGAUUGGGCAGGGUUUGCUUAGGGAGAGGUUGCCGAAGACGUUUAAGCAGGAUGUUGUGUUGGCUAUGGCGCUGGCUUUUGUUGACGUGUCGAGGGACGCUAUGGCUUUGUCUCCGCCGGAUUUCAUUGCGGCCUGUGAGAUGCUCGAGAGAGCAUUGAAGCUUUUGCAGGAAGAAGGGGCAACCAGCUUAGCUCCAGAUUUACAAGCACAAAUAGAUGAGACGCUAGAAGAGAUAACCCCACAUUGUGUCUUGGAACUUUUAGCCUUGCCUCUUGAUGAUGAACAUCGAGUGCGGAGGGAGGAAGGUCUUCUAGGUGUUCGUAACAUUUUGUGGGCAGUUGGAGGAGGGGGCGCAGCAGCAAUUGCUGGGGGUUUCACACGUGAAGACUUCAUGAAUGAGGCAUUCUUACACAUGACAGCGGCUGAACAGGUUGAACUUUUUGUAGCCACUCCAAGUAAUAUUCCAGCUGAAAGUUUUGAAGCAUAUGGAGUUGCACUUGCACUGGUUGCACAGGCCUUUGUGGGUAAAAAGCCACAUCUUAUCCAAGAUGCUGAUAACUUGUUCCAACAACUUCAACAGACUAAGAUUACAACUGUGAGGAAUGCACCCUCUGUUUAUACUCCCAAGGAGAAGAGAGAGAUUGAUUUUGCUUUAGAAAGGGGCCUCUGUGCACUGCUUGUUGGGGAGCUUGAUCAAUGUCGGUCAUGGUUGGGACUAGAUACUGAUAGCUCUCCUUAUAGAAACCCAUCAAUUAUAGAAUUUAUUAUGGAGAAUGCAAAGGGGGAUGAAGACAGUGAUCUUCCUGGACUCUGUAAAUUGUUGGAGACAUGGCUGAUGGAGGUGGUUUUUCCCAGGUUUAGAGAUACAAAAGAAACCAGAUUCAAGCUUGGAGAUUACUAUGAUGACCCAACAGUGCUGCGAUAUCUAGAGAGGCUGGAGGGUGUUGGCCGUUCACCCUUAGCUGCUGCUGCAGCCAUAGCGAAAAUUGGAGCUGAGGCUACUGCUGUCAUUAGCCAGGUCCAGGCUAGUGUAAUAAGUGCAUUGAAAAAGGUAUUUCCUGUUCGUUCUGAAGGUCAAAUUGUGAAACAUCAAGAAAAUGGUGAGAAGGAUGAUUUUGGCUUUUCUGAAAGUGUGAAUCCUCUGAUAUUAUCAGAUCGGGAUUCUUCAGCCAAUAUUGAGGUUCCUGGAAUAAAAAAUACUGCCGAGACCAGUGAAGGUGAAAUUAUUACCGAUGAAAUUAAAAAUGCUAGUGUGCAGAUCAUGUGUGCUGGUGUUGUAAUUGGACUUGUAACUAUGGUUGGUUUAAAAGUUUUACCUGCUAGGAAUGGAUCGCCGACGCAUAGUAAUAUGACUGGUUCAGCAAUAGCAUCAGAUACUAUCAACUUAGGUUCCUUGGCAGAUGAAGAAAAAGGAGAGCAACUACCAAAAAUGGAUGCAAGGAUUGCAGAAGAUCUAGUUCGCAAGUGGCAAAGUAUAAAAUCCCAAGCUUUUGGACCUGACCAUUGCCUAGGAAGAUUGCAUGAGGUAUUGGACGGUGAGAUGUUGAAGAUAUGGACAGAUCGUGCAGCUGAGAUUGCAGAGCGUGGUUGGUAUUAUGACUACACCUUGGAGGACCUCAACAUCGAUAGUGUGACCAUCUCACAGAAUGGGAGGCGUGCAGUGGUGGAAACAACUCUUAAAGAGUCUACUCACCUCAACGCCGUAGGUCAUCCACAACACGAUGCUUCUAACAGCAGAACCUACACAACAAGAUAUGAGAUGUCUUUCUCAGGUCCAGGGUGGAAAAUUGUUGAAGGAGCUGUCCUUGAGUCGUAAGUAGAUUAUUUAACUCGUAUGUAUAUUAAUCAGGUUAUCACACUUUAACUUCAUCUACUGCCUUAUGUGUAAUUUUUUUAUUUUAAACCUUGUGCGCUUUUCAAGCACGUUCAUAGGCUAGAUGUAAAUACUCGCGGUGUCUGCCGUUACGAUUGUCUUUCAUUUACCUGCAUUCGUUUGGGAGGAUGGAAUAAAAUAAAAAUGAGAUAAAAUGAA
Cajanus cajan (pigeon pea) is the source of this 2637-nucleotide messenger RNA. It is a transcript of the gene ARC6, whose product is annotated as Chaperone DnaJ-domain superfamily protein. Gene Ontology annotation, cellular component: chloroplast inner membrane. Gene Ontology annotation, biological process: chloroplast fission. Lineage: Eukaryota; Viridiplantae; Streptophyta; Magnoliopsida; Fabales; Fabaceae. The record is from RefSeq and is a predicted model, not a curated record.